AUGACCAGUCGCAUGCCAGCUAACGGACAGAGGACCUCGUCCUCUUCCUCUGACCGAGGAAACAUGUCGCCAAACCAAAUGGGCAAGAAGCCAGCCAAUUCUAGCGAUGAAUCCAGGCCGUCUACCUCCCAGCCUCAGGUCCCAGCAAACCCUCUCCGUCCAGGAUGGACCCUAUCCAGAGACUCGUCUGUUAUUCGCGGUAUCAAUGGUGAUUUCCAUCCCGGCGCGCAAACCCCCAUGUCAGGAGUAACGCAUGCCUCCUGGCUGACAAACAACGGCAACGAAUCGAACCUAUCAUUCACCUCGUCCAUCAUGCAAGAAGAAGCCAAGCUACGCUGGGAUUCAGAUGAGGAACUCAAGAAGAUGUCCAAGGGGAUGCUGCGUCUUCAGAAAUGGAGUCUCAUCAUCGGUCUUGCUGCCAUCAACGGUGCCCUCAUCUACGUUGGAUGGAAGUACUACCAAGUGUACUGGUUCUUCCUGGUUCUUCUCAGCUCAAACACUGUUCUACAGGCGUUCAUGUGUCUGUGCAUCAUCCUCCACUGGUUCUGCACUCGUGUGUUGUGCUUCUGGUGGAGGCCUAAGGAAAAUAUCCCUGCUGAGCCCGAGAAGAUGGUUCUUCUGUUGCCUUGCUACAACGAGACAUAUCAGGAACUUACUCGUUCGCUUGAUUCUCUCAUUGCGCAGAAGCAUGUCGAUAAUCAUCCUCGUGUCAUCUUCAUCGUUGUAGACGGCAACGUGCGUGGACCAGGCAUGGAAAAGACUACCCAGGAGUACCUCCUCCAAGAUAUCCUCGAACCUGGUCCAUCUCGCACUUUUGAGAACGGCUACCGCGCUCGCGACGGCCUUUUCAUGCCUGUCAAGACACAAACUGGUUUCUACAAGGGCAUCCCAUAUGUCUUUGUCGGCAAGCGCUACAACCAGGGUAAACGCGACAGUCUUUGCUUUGCGCGUUCCCUGUUGUAUCAUUUCAAGCAGCGCUCCGAGAAUGUGGUGACCAUGUUCAACAACGAUCUUUUUGAGUACAUUGGCAAUAAUUUUAUCAACGCCGGUCUUGACGAUGUCACGUACCUGUGCGGUAUGGACGCCGACACUGUCUUUGACGAGGACUGCAUCUACGAGAUGAUCAAGGAGAUUCGCAAGAACCCCAAGCUGGUCGGAGUUUGCGGACAUGUCUGCGUUGACUUUGACGGUUCUAACUGGGGAUACUGGUCCUUGUACCAAUCUGUCGAGUAUUCUCAGACUCAAGGUCUUCGUCGUAUGUUCCAGUCACGCAUCACUGGCAAAGUCAACUGUCUCCCCGGCUGUUGUCAACUCAUCCGUGUUGAUGAAGCUACGUUCGGUGAUGCUGUCCUUCGCGAGCGAUUUGGAUACUGUCCCAAGCCCAACGAUAUCAUGACGCAGCACAUUAUGGGUAACUACUCCGAGGACAGUAUCCACGCUUCUAUCAUCUUCAGUCUUUUCCCCGGCAAGCAAACCGCCCAGGCCCUCCGUGCCAAGGCCAUGACCAUUGUGCCUCAGGACUGGAAGGUUUUCCUUUCUCAGCGAAAGCGUUGGGCUCUUGGUAGCAUCUCCAACGAAUUCGUCAUGAUUUUCCGGCCUGGUAUCAUCCUCAUUGAGCGUCUUCAGAGUCUCAUUGCUGUUAUUACCUGGGCCAUCACUCCUUUUAUCAUUGCUGCCUUUGUUGAACUCCUCAUGGUAUUUGCCAAGCGUGGUAAGGAAGUGAUGUCAGACCCCGUCUUCCUUGGUCUCAUCUGCGUUCUUUUCUUCCGUUAUUUCUAUUCCUUCUGCAUCGGCUUCUGGCUGCCACGCAACAAUCUUGAGCGUGCACAAUACUUUGCAGGCUACGUCAUGCACCUGUUCACAUCGCCUUUUAUGAACAUCAUCGUCCUUGUCUACUCUCUCUUCCACUCUGACGACUUCAAAUGGGGCAAGACCCGCGAAGUCAUCCGAGGCGACAACGAAAAAGAUGGUGACGAGACUGGUGGCCGAGGCACACACUAA
Molecule: messenger RNA, 2001 nt
Organism: Fusarium coffeatum
Lineage: Eukaryota; Fungi; Ascomycota; Sordariomycetes; Hypocreales; Nectriaceae
Exons: 3
Coding region: 1-2001 (666 amino acids)
Cellular component (GO): cell septum; cell periphery
Molecular function (GO): chitin synthase activity
Source: RefSeq, a predicted model, not a curated record